Molecule: messenger RNA, 2406 nt
Organism: Coffea eugenioides
Lineage: Eukaryota; Viridiplantae; Streptophyta; Magnoliopsida; Gentianales; Rubiaceae
Product: protein NLP3-like
Exons: 5
Coding region: 6-2216 (736 amino acids)
Molecular function (GO): protein binding; DNA-binding transcription factor activity
Source: RefSeq, a predicted model, not a curated record
UACAAAUGGCAAUAAUGGAAGCUCAAACUUCUCCCUCCCCUCCUUUUUCUACGGAAGGUUUGGGGCCUUGUGAACUAUCAUACUCCCAUUCAUUUAACGCUUAUAAUGAGCACAACUGGGUUUUCUGGAGCACAUGCGGCAAUGACGAAGGAGGCUGCGGGAAGCCUCAUCAUCUCUCAGCCACUGCUGACGGUGCCGUGAUUAAGGACCAGAUCAAAUGGGUUCUACAACUUGUUAUGGAAGCAAUAUCGUGGUGGCGGUGUCUAGUUCAGUUUUGGGGUUUGGUGAAGAUUGGGGACAAAACGUGUUUGACAACUCGUGACCAGCCUUUUGCUCUCCAAUACUACCACUGCAAUGUGACCAGCCUUUUGAAACCAUGUGAAUAUAGGAAGCACUGCUUGGCGUACUUAAUACCCGUCGAUGGUGAGAUUAUAAUUGGUCCCCUUGGUCGGGUGUUCCGCAGUGGGUUGCCUGAGCGUGUAUGGAAUGUGCGUGAUUACACUAUUAGAGAGUAUCCUCAACGUGAUUAUGCGGUCAGCCGUGUCGAGGAAUACUGGGUGUUGCCAAUCUAUCAUCAUCCUACUCAGCACCUCCCCAUUGGUAUACUGGAAAUUGUUUCGCCAUGUACUCUUACCAGAUUACCUCGACGUCGGGUUCUGGAGAAGCUUGAGUGUCCACCACCGGAGGUGAAUCUGACGACUACUUGUGUAAGCCCCCCUGCAGAAGUAAAUUCAUGUCAAGAUGGAGAAAUUGCUAUAAUUGACGAAGCAUUGAGCAAGGUGAGGCAAAUACGUGGACUGAGUUAUGAUGCUACUGAAACUUGGACUAUUUCUGGAGAAAUCCUAAGUCAUCAUCGUGGCGUAGAUUUUAUUCGGAAGGGACAAGGGGUAGUUGGGAGAGCAUUCUCAUCCAAAAGUGCAUGCUUUUGUAGGGAUGUAGGACAAUUAAGCAUAACAGAGUACCCGUUGGUACCCAAUGCACGACACAAUGGGGACUCUGCCUGUUUUGCAGUUUGUUUGCAGAGCUCUUGCCCAAACAAUUGCAUUUACGUACUGGAGUUCUUUUUACCUACAAAUGAAGAAGAUGAAGAUGAAGAUGAAGCAGACACUAGGGAUCCUAGGACAUUGUUGAACAGCAUAAUGGAGACAUUGAAAGAACACCUCGGAAGUUCUUUUAAGAUUGCUUCAGGACAAGAAUUGGGGCAGAAAUUGACUGUUGAGGUUAUAAAGGUCUCUCCAGAGGAUGAAUAUUCUUUUGAAAUCUGCAGUACUACUGGCACCGAAUCUCAACCUAGGCUUGAAGAAGCACAAGGAGGAGACGGAAUGAUGCAACUCGAUUUCUCAUCUCAACAAGUUGAUACUGCAAAUGCUUAUAUAAAUGUACAGCAGACUGGGAUUUUUGGAUCUCCACCUAGACCAGAGCACGAGCAGGGCCUUGUCAACAUAUCAUAUCAAGAAUUAAAUCUUGCAGCAGUUGAUGUUGCGCACAAUUCUACGAAUGGUAUUUAUGAACAGCAAAAUGGAAUUGUUAGAUCUCCAAGUACAACUGGACAGGAGCUCGUGCAAAACAUGGUCAGCAUAGAACAUGAUGAACCAAUUGUGGAAGAUCCUCAAAGAGAUGGUGCUAGUAUAGAACAGAGGGACAAUGAAGUGACUAAUUUAAAAGUGCCAAAGCCUAGUUGUACUUUAAAAAGCGACCUUGGAAUUACUCGUGAGGUUCUUGAACAAAAUUCCACGAGGAAACUUGAAGAUGCUGCAAAACAUAUUGGAGUUAGUCGAUCUACAUUGAAGCGUAUAUGUAGGGAGUACGGUAUUAAGAGAUGGCCACCUCGUAAAGCAAGAAAGGUUAGUCAAGCAUUUGCUGUACAGAAAACUGUUCAACCUUCUACGGAAGAUACUCAUGAACACCACCGGUCAGAUGCAACGAGGGUAGAAGAUGAUAAUGGCAUGUGGGUGAAGGCAGAAUAUCAAGGGCGCAUGAUAAAGUUCAGACUUCCAUUUUCUGCCCGUAAAAUCGAUUUGGAGGAAAACGUAGUACAGCGACUGAAUGUAGCCAUGGGGAGUUUUAUAAUUGAGUAUCAGGAUGAAGAUGAUGAUCGGAUAUGGAUAACCUGUGAUGGAGAUCUGAGAACGUCUAUGAGCACAUUGAGCUCAUUAGGUAGGACUACAAUCAAAAUGUAUAUUGUUGAGGACAGUCCAAGUAAGAGAGAUCAAUAGAUUUUUAAGAAUUAUAUACUGAAAAGUCGAGCAGGAGGGGAAAGGAGAGUUAGGAGCUCGGAAGGGAGCAAUAUUGAUAUCAAUAUUAUACUUUUUUUGUAUCCAUAUUAAAUAUUACUGCACUGCAUGGCUAAAGUCAAUUGAUUUUAACAUAGAGUACGCUGAACUUUGGAUAUAUAACCAAGUUAAU